AAGUUUCGUAAAAGAAAAAGAAAGUACUAGAAGAAGGAACCUUUCUUUACUCACAAAUAUAAGCGAAAAAACCAAAGGGCCAAAACCUUGUCUUGUUCCAUUGCAGUUUCUCUUACACAUUAUCAUCAUUAUUACCGGUUUGCUGUUUUUCUAGGGUUUUUCAAUCUAUACUUCUUCUCACUAAUCAUGAGUCGUCAUCCAGAGGUAAAGUGGGCUGAAAGAGCUGACAAGGUUUACAUUACGGUGCUAUUACCGGAUUCGAAGAAUGCGAAGGUCAAUCUUGAACCCGAGGGAGUGUUUACUCUUUCGGCUAAUGCCGGAGCUGACAAUAACCUUUAUGAAUUGAAGUUGGAUCUUUAUGAUAAGGUCAAUGUGGAGGAAAGCAAAAUUAGUAUAGGAGUCCGGAACAUAGUUUGUGUGUUGGAGAAAGCCGAGAAAGUGUGGUGGAAAAAACUAUUGCGCAGCGAAGGCAAGGCCCCCCAUUAUAUUAAAGUGGAUUGGGACAAAUGGGUCGAUGAAGAUGAAGACAAUGGUCCUGGUGAUAUUGACUUGGGAGGAAUGGACUUCUCGAGCUUUGGCAAUAUGGGAGGCAUGGAUGGCGGUGGCAUGGAUGAGUUUGAGGACAGCAGUGACGAUGAAGAGCAAGAAGUGACGAAGCCAGCUGAGCAAGACAUGAACAAGGCAGAUGGAAAUGCUAAGCCGGAGGAGCAAGGUGCCGGGACUAUGGAAAAGAAGGAAACCGAUGCAAGCACAUGAUGUGAUUGUUAGCUGCCCGAUAUAACAAUAAAUUCUAGUAAAAACCUAUAAUUAUCAAAAGUGUGCUGUUUGUAUGAACUGAUUGAGGGCAUAAUUCAAGGUUCUAUGGUUACAAUUUAGAAAUGAGAUUUUCGAUUUCAUCUUCGUGUUGGGAUUAUUUUAGUACGAUGAUUAUAACCUAAGCAGACUUUCGUGUUUGUGAA
This is a messenger RNA of Gossypium raimondii (Peruvian cotton), 959 nucleotides long. RefSeq lists its product as uncharacterized. The transcript has 6 exons. The coding region runs from base 187 to 756 and encodes 189 amino acids. Gene Ontology annotation, biological process: protein folding; chaperone-mediated protein complex assembly. Gene Ontology annotation, molecular function: protein-folding chaperone binding; Hsp90 protein binding. NCBI's taxonomy places the organism in Eukaryota, Viridiplantae, Streptophyta, Magnoliopsida, Malvales, Malvaceae. The record is from RefSeq and is a predicted model, not a curated record. Gene Ontology annotation, cellular component: nucleus; cytosol.